UCAACCAACACCACUUGAUUUAGAAUGCUACCCUCAUCCUUCAUGAACCACAUUUCGGUCCCUUCUCUCUACAGAUUGGCUAGGUUCGAGCGGAACUUGAAACUCAUCAGUCCUUUGACCAUGAAGGUAACUCAUCAACCUGCUUCAUGUCGUACGUUCUUUGGAAUUGGUGAAGUAAUCGGCAUUCUGGCAAACCCGGGCGAAACUCUCAGAUCUCUGGCAGAUUCUAAACGACUUUUAGAAGAAACUCGAGCAGAGAUGUUGGAGCAACAGGAGAGGGCUCAGAUCCCUCCCAAGCAUACCUUUUCACCACUGCCUGGAUUUUACCACCGAGAAAAGGAAAUCAAGGCUCUAGAAACUUGUUUGAGCUCUGUUCCGGCACAAUUUCACCGUCAUCUUUGGCGGGACGAGCGUAGGCAAAACGGCCCUUCUUAGACAAGUUCUCACUCACGAGAGGUAUCAUGUGAUUCACUUCGAUCUCAGGAUCGCAGGUUUUGCGGAUUUACCAUCCUUGUUUUUUUCACUAUCAGCUCAAAUGGAGCAAUUCUUUGUGAACCUCGCAAGUCGGCUUGAAGGCUAUGACACAUUUGAGACCGAGGCUUUGGCUUUCAAACACACUAGAUUAGACGUCGAGAGAAAAAUAGAAAAGACGGGGGCAAAAGUGAAGACAUCAGAUAUUGCUCACUUGUUGGAACUGUUU
Melampsora larici-populina 98AG31 is the source of this 700-nucleotide messenger RNA. RefSeq lists its product as uncharacterized. NCBI's taxonomy places the organism in Eukaryota, Fungi, Basidiomycota, Pucciniomycetes, Pucciniales, Melampsoraceae. Bases 25 to 435 code for a protein of 136 amino acids. The transcript has 7 exons. The record is from RefSeq and is a predicted model, not a curated record.